Molecule: messenger RNA, 805 nt
Organism: Aureobasidium subglaciale EXF-2481
Lineage: Eukaryota; Fungi; Ascomycota; Dothideomycetes; Dothideales; Saccotheciaceae
Exons: 3
Coding region: 34-717 (227 amino acids)
Source: RefSeq, a predicted model, not a curated record
UUCAACUUCAUCAAUAGUGAUUCGAACCACACCAUGAAGCAAACUUCUACUCGUUUCUUGGGCUUCGCCGCCCUCUUCGUUGGUCUUGGUGCCGCUGCUGCCACUAGUCUGGUCAGCAGAGCCACUGCUCCUGUGAGUCUGAGCCAAGCACUCAGCAUCAAUGUCGCCGAGGUUCCUCAGUGUGCCCAAAACUGUGCAAAGGACCUUCCCGAGGAAUGCGAGGGCAACCCUCAGUGCAUCUGCAGCCACCCAGAGUUCAUGAACGAAAUUGCCUGCUGUGUCGCCAAAUCAUGCUCGUCGGCCGACCUUCUCUUGACCCAACAAUUCUCCGGUCAACUGUGCGGUAUUGUUGGCGAGUCUCUGCCUGCUCAACCUACUUGUACCACUACUGUCAAGCCUCCUGCCAAUCCCAACUGGAGCUAUGUCGGCUGUUACAGCGAAGCUACCAACUACAACCGUGCUUUGAACAACACCUACUACAUCGACAGUAACGGCAUGACUCCUGCUGCAUGCCAGUCUUUCUGCAAGGCCCGCGGCUGGAAGUUUGCAGGUGUCGAAUUCGGCCAAGAGUGUUGGUGCGGAAGUGCCAUUCAGCUCAUCAACGGAGCCAAGAAGUUGCCCAACGAUUCCACAUGUAACAGAGCCUGCACUGGUGACAGCAGCAAGAAAUGUGGUGGUUCUGCUACUCUCAACAUCUACAAGUCUCCUGCCACCUAAGGAUGAGAUGUGUGAAUGGGGGCUCCGCACGGCUUUGGGGAUAGACUACCAUAGCUUUAUAGUGAUUCAUGGCGACGGUGAAACUGUA